Molecule: messenger RNA, 1061 nt
Organism: Cotesia glomerata
Lineage: Eukaryota; Metazoa; Arthropoda; Insecta; Hymenoptera; Braconidae
Gene: GMF
Product: glia maturation factor beta
Exons: 3
Coding region: 152-571 (139 amino acids)
Biological process (GO): negative regulation of Arp2/3 complex-mediated actin nucleation; actin filament debranching
Cellular component (GO): actin cortical patch
Molecular function (GO): actin binding; Arp2/3 complex binding
Source: RefSeq, a predicted model, not a curated record
GUGUACACUCCUACUCCCUAUUCUGUUAAAAAAAUCAAUUCUAAUAAAUAAUUUAGCGGCCUUGACAAUCUCCACAAGCUGAUUCAUCAUCAUUGCCACUGAAACAUCCGGAUUGUCACUUUGUAUUUAGCAUCUUCAUAACGCUGUCAAUAUGACUUCACAAAGCACCUGUGACAUUGAAGAUGAAGUAAGGAAGGCCAUGAGAGAUUUUAGAUUUCGCAAAAGCAAAAAAAAUGCAGCAUUGAUAAUAAAAGUUAAUCGUGAAAAACAAACUGUUUGUUUGGAUCAACUUAUUGAGGAUGUUGAGAUUGAUGAAUUACAAGAGAUAAUUCCGAGCCAUGAGCCUAGAUACAUUGUGUACUCGUAUAAAAUGGAGCAUGCUGAUGGUAGGAUAGCUUAUCCAAUGUGUUUCAUAUUUUACACUCCGCGAGACAUUCAGAUGGAUCUACAAGUACUUUAUGCAACCAUGAAGCUCGUACUCCAAAAAGAAGUUGAGUUGACCAAAUGCUUUGAAGUAAGAGAGCUAGAGGAGCUCACUGAGGAAUGGCUUAAAGAAAAUUUAUCUAAGUAAUAUAAUACUAAUAUAAUCGUUAAUUUUUAUACGAAAAAAAUAUUCUAAAUAUUAUCCGACUGCCAAAACUUGUCGAUAUUUAAGAAGACUUAUUCAACAAUUCACAACAGUUUAUUAUAAUUUCAUAGUGACAUUUAUUGAUAUUUCCUUUUUUAAACAGUAUUUUGAAAAAAAAUUUUUCAUGACUUUAAACUUUUGAUACGAUAUUAUAAAAUUGGAUAAUUGUAUUUUAAUUAGUGAAAUAUUUUUUAUGUAAAAGAAUUUUUAAAAACUAGUCAAUUUUAUAUUUGAAAUUAUAUACCAAAUAUUUGAGAGGUGGUGGGAAUACACAAUAUUAAAUAAUUGUUUUUGUACAUUUUUUAAUAUUAUCACUCAUCAGUAAUAUUAAUUAUAAAAGUAUUUCUACUUAUCAAAUAAAUAAAGCUAGAAUAAAUUUUUUUGUUACGACAGAGUAUAACAUAAAUCUAAAGCUUCAAAUCAAACGACAAAA